Molecule: messenger RNA, 2829 nt
Organism: Electrophorus electricus (electric eel)
Lineage: Eukaryota; Metazoa; Chordata; Actinopteri; Gymnotiformes; Gymnotidae
Gene: homer1b
Product: homer scaffold protein 1b
Biological process (GO): G protein-coupled glutamate receptor signaling pathway
Molecular function (GO): G protein-coupled glutamate receptor binding
Source: RefSeq, a predicted model, not a curated record
CGUACGCCCACUGAAAGACUGAGGGUCUUCAUUCAUUUUUUCCCCCAUUACUGAUAGCCCGCAGUGUAGGUUAUGUUCUAGAAAUAUUUCCACUAAGCAAAUAAAUUGCUUGGAUAUUUUAGAAACGCAAUAGUCGUGUACCGCUUGUCCAAGUAGCUUCAUGUAGGUAGUAUCAGUGGGUAAUUCAAAACCGUGGGAUUAAUUCAAUUCAUUAGGCUACACAGCCUACAUAGCGUCCUCCAGCAGCGCUCCUUGCGAAAAUGUUGCCGCACAGACUCACAGACCCCGUAGAACAGCCGCUUGUCAAGGACUGAUGGACAGCCUACUGACAGUCUUUAUUUAAACCCGAGAUAAGGAAGCCACUCAGAGUCAUCGGCGGCUUAAGAAGAAAUUUAAACCAGCCUUAUUCUCAGGAAUAAUUUGACGGUAUUUGAAAGAAAGGAAAGCAACAUGGGAGAGCAGCCGAUCUACAGUACACGAGCACAUGUCUUCCAGAUCGACCCCAACACCAAGAAGAACUGGAUGCCCACCAGCAAGCAUGCAGUCACAGUGUCCUACUUCUAUGACAGCACCAGGAACGUGUAUAGGAUCAUCAGCCUGGAUGGGUCAAAGGCUAUAAUAAACAGCACUAUCACCCCGAACAUGAGCUUCACGAAAACGUCGCAGAAGUUCGGGCAGUGGGCAGACAGCCGUGCCAACACAGUAUACGGACUGGGCUUCUCUUCAGAGCAUCAUCUGGCUAAGUUUGCAGACAAGUUCGCAGAGUGUAAGGAAGCAGCACGCCUAGCCAAGGAGAAGUCCCUGGAGAAGAUGGAGCUGGCAAGCUCUCCUUCUCAGGAAUCACCUGCUGAUAUACACUCACCUCUGACCCCUCCCGUCACCUCUGACCUCUGCCGAGUAAACGGGACAGGUGAUGAUGUCACCUUGUCUGAUGUGUCGCCGAAUUCGGAACUGCAGUCGGAUCUGUCCCCAACCACCCAGUCCCUUGGCCACAGCCCAACCACCAACAAGCACUGGGAAGCGGAGCUGGCAGCUCUGAAGAGCAACAACGCCAAGCUCACGGCAGCUCUGCUGGAGUCCACAGCCAACGUCAAGCAGUGGAAGCAGCAGCUGGCCGCUUACCAAGAGGAGGCCGAGAGACUACAUAAAAGGGUGUCAGAACUGGAGAGCCAAAGCAAUCAAGCCAAUGCAAUCAAAUUACAGAAGACGGAGCUCAACCAAACCAUAGAGGAACUGGAGGCGAUGCUGAAGGCUAAAGAGGAGGAAAUGGAGCGGCUGAGGGAGGAAAUUGAAGACGCUAAGCAGUUGCAGUCACAGAAAGAAACCCUAGAGCGGAAACUGGAGGCUACAGGUGCCAGGAGCAGGGAGCUGGAGGAGCAGCUAGCCAGCGUGGAGCAUCGCUUGGAGUCCAGCCUGGAGGCGCAGGAGAACUUCCGCAAGGGCCUCAAGGCGAUGCUGGAGAUCCUGGACGGCAAGAUCUUUGAACUUACAGAGCUGCGGGACAACCUGGCCAAGCUCAUAGAGGAGAGCUAGGGGCAACCCCCGCCCCACCCCGCCCCGCCCGCGCGCCUCGGAGUCCGAGGCGAGGCGCGUGAGCGACAAGACCGACAUCCACGCCAUCUCGGGGCCCGGCCGCACGAGUCUGCCGCACUUUGACUCCACGCCUUGGUGACUGGAGGACUCGUAUUGUACACUUACUUGUAUGGUAUGAUAAGCAUUCGGUUGCACUUGAAUUUGUACUUUUUCAGAGGGUCAUGUAUCUUCAGUGACACCGCAGCCUGCUAGGUUAUAUUGUCCAAACAAUACUCCUUUUCUUACUGUUUGAUUUCCUUAUUCGUACACAGGUAGUCGUCCUCAUGAAAGUAGGCAGCCUACAGAGAUCAGAGGUGGCUGCGUUAGGCUCUUCCUUUCCAAGGUGCUGGUUUUGUGUGCCUGGUGAUUGGCUCUGCUGCCGAGGAUACUCUAAUCAAUCACAUCCGCUGGAUAUUCGGUCAUACAUCAUGACUGGAUGUUCUGAGCCAUAUCUUGUAGCCAGACCCUGUCGUCUUGCCUCGUCACCUGGGAAACUGCCUCAACGUUCAGUCGGAGCUUCAGGAUACUCUAUCACUGACUUCCUCGCAAGAAAAAAAAACACCUUAGGAAAUCACCACUUAGAUGAAAGUGUGGUGUUAUUGGCCUGUAAUGUACAAUGAGCAAUAUUAGAGAAAGUCUUUAAGCCACCUCAGUGUAAUUAUCAGGUAUUCCAGCUCUGGACUAAUCCGUGGACUAAUGUGAUUUUAGUGGAUGUACGUCCUCAUCUAGUUCUCCUCAGACCAGUUAGAAUGCUAUUGGAUUGUAUUGGCCUUAGUUAUAUUUUUCAGCACUCUGUGUUUGACUGAAGAUUCUCUCGUAUUUUUUGUUGUUGUUCAGUUAACAUAUGCAGUAUGCUCAUCUUACAAUUUGAAGUGAUCUGUGUUAUUACGAAAUGUAUAUGCUGACAGAUAAGGGUAUAUAGAGAGAACUGUCAAUAUGAUUGUAUUUAUAGUUGGGAAAUUUUCUUUUACAUUUCCCAAUAUUAAUAAAAGCUGUUUAAAAAGUUUGGUGGAAAAGGUGUUUAAGCAGCAGUAGUGGUGAACCUCACCUAAGGCUUACAGGAUGUGUUUCAUAGUGUACUGAGGAAAUCAAAGUUUGUUUUUGCCACCAUAAAGCAUUUUAAAGUCCAAAUGACCGCAAAGUCCUCUUCAAUUACAAAUUCAUUUCAGACCACAGGGGUCAGGAUUUAUCUAUGUAUAAACAUCACUGCCCCUGAAAUGUUUCUAAUCUUUGUUAAAGUAAACAAACAAAAAAACC